CGGGACUCCACUUGUUCCAGACUCGUUCGUAGUCAUGCCCCGAAACGUUGUCGGCUGAAAAAGUACUAUCCUGGAUACUCCUGUCUGAAUCCUUCCGGCCGUCUUGAAUGGCCCUGACGUUCCGAUAACCACGUGAGAAGGAGGUCAUGGCCAAUCGCCUGCCUCCUCUGAAUGAUGUGGCCCCUUCCCCGGCCCUCAACUCUACUUCCUCGGGAACCCGGGAGACUCCAGUCGCGACCGACCCCGUCAACUUGGACUCGGAAUAUGUGAAACUGGAAGAUUCACCGACGCCAUCCGCAUUGACGUCCGCGGAUGCAGAUGCAGAAACACCGGCGCCAGACACUGGCGGGCCUGCGGGGCGGAAACGCAAGUUGAAUAGUAGUUCCGCACGAGGUGUAGCCAAUCUCACUCCCGAGCAGUUGGCGAAGAAACGAGCCAACGACCGGCAGGCUCAACGGGCAAUUCGUGAGAGGACUAAAGCUCAUAUAGAUUCGCUGGAACACCGCGUCCGCGAGCUCUCUUCCCAGAAGCCAUUUUUGGAUCUCCAGGCGGCGCUGAAGCAGAAUGAAGCCAUUCAAGCCGAGAACCGCGACAUCAAACAGGCAUUGAAGGCGAUCAUGGACGUCAUUCAGCCUCUAGUCGGGAAGCACGAAGCGUCUAGUGCUAAUCCUCCCGCCGCUGCAGCCGCUUCCUCGGGCACGCAUUCGGCCCCCCCUUUGUCUACAGCACUACCAUUUGCAAAAACCAGUUGCUUCGGUGACACCAGGCCCACCAAUGUCGACCAUUCUUACUCCGAAGCUUCCGCGAGAAUCGAAACGCCGUCAUCCACACACUCGGCGCCUUUGUUAGGCACCAUCCGGCGCGAAAGCGCCACAAAUGGGGCAUCGGCUUCGUUUCGCAUUGCGUUUGACUAUCAGCGGCAUAACCUGACGCAUGGGUUGGAUUUUGGGAACGAUGAAAGGAUGGCCUUUAACUUUCUACUGGAUGCAUCACAACAAGUUCCGAAAGUGGAGGGCUUCCGUCGCUCGCCGGGAAACUUCCGAGCGGCCCCAAUGAACGCUCCUCCGGCCUACCCAUCGCCGAUCCACGGAUCCAUGGCGGAGCAUUCUCUGCCCGCCUACAUGACGCCAAUCCGAAACAUUACACCAACCUGCACGCUGGAUGCCAUCCUGUUGGACUUUCUCCACCAUCGGCAGCGCGAAGCAGCCUCGGGGGUCCCCCAGCAAAAGCUAGUGGGGCCUCCUUAUCCCAGUGUCUCCUCCCUGCUCAACCCAGAAAAAGGCGCUUACUCACAUCCGUUGUCGAAGGUGUUCACUGAUAUCCUGCGCACAUUUCCAGAUAUUUCCUCCCUUCCGGAGCAAGUAGCUGUCUUAUAUGUCAUGUUCCUUCUCAUGCGAUGGCAGAUCUACCCAACGCCUGAAAAUUAUGAUCGGCUACCAGAAUGGUCGACUCCGCGCCCAUCGCAACUUUUAACGCCACACCCCGCCUGGAUUGAUUACUUGCCGUGGCCACGGAUGCGCGAUCGCGUCGUGAUGGCACACCAGGACUACCCUUUUGACAAUUGGUUUAUACCAUAUACGCAUACACUGUCAGUCAACUGGCCAUAUGAGGAAACAGAUUGUCUUUUGUCGACGGGAGAUAACGAUGAGUUGAUCAUCAAUCCCGUCUUUGAAAGGCAUCUACGCAACCUCAACAAUUGGAGUCUCGGCCCUGCAUUUGCGGAAGCGUAUCCGUCCUUGGCUGACACAGCCAGAAUUAAGAACCAGCCCUAACCGUAUCUUCAGUACGGGCCAAUCUUCCCCGAGCAGCCACCGUAUAGACAGAUAGUCCGGUGGAAUUUCGUUAUAUAUAUGUUUGAGCAAUUCCGGUCACAAGGCUCAGGCGGGGUAUCCAUUUUUGAGAUUAUCCUCUAUACAUUCUCUAGGCGUCUCCUUGUCUUUCGUCCUUCGUUUCGGUGUUGGGUUUCCUUUUUUUUUUUUUGGUGAUUCUUGUCCCUAACUCUUUCCUCUACCAUGUUUGGCAUGCCACUCGGAUACUUACCACACAACUGCCUGAAAAACGGUAGAAGUUUUCCGAAUUAUGCUGGCUGUACAGUGUAUGGAGGAAUGGUAAACAUACUGACCUUUGGGAUAUAGCAUCGUAACAAUAGAACUUCUGAACACGAUAGCCUCAUCCGCUUCAUGUUCUGAAAGAUCGGGUUUAGGAUCCUCCUGAGUUGUCGGGAAACACCCGACGUAGAUCUAGAAUUAGUGCCAUAUACUAGAGACUGCAGCAGCAGCAGCAGUUAGACCUCGAAGGUAUA
Aspergillus pseudonomiae is the source of this 2302-nucleotide messenger RNA. RefSeq names its product bZIP transcription factor. The coding region runs from base 147 to 1772 and encodes 541 amino acids. Gene Ontology annotation, biological process: regulation of DNA-templated transcription. Gene Ontology annotation, molecular function: DNA-binding transcription factor activity. The record is from RefSeq and is a predicted model, not a curated record. NCBI's taxonomy places the organism in Eukaryota, Fungi, Ascomycota, Eurotiomycetes, Eurotiales, Aspergillaceae. The transcript is spliced from 3 exons.